CACUCUAGCUGGACGCGCUGGGAGGCGGCGAUCACAGCUGGGCCGGGACUUCCUUCCUCUACCGCAGGACAACAAAACAACCGGCAGCAGGCACUGAGCUCUUGGCAGCUGUCUGGGCGAGAAGCGCAGCGAUGGGCUCCGUGCUGAGCAGCGAUAGCGGCAAAUCCGCCCCCGCCUCGGCCGCCCCGCGGGCCCUGGAGCGCAAGGGGGACCCCGAGCUGCCCGUCACGUCCUUCGACUGUUCUGUGUGCCUCGAGGUGUUGCACCAGCCUGUCCGGACCCGCUGUGGCCACGUAUUCUGCCGUUCCUGUAUUGCUACCAGUCUAAAGAACAACAAAUGGACCUGUCCUUAUUGCCGGGCCUAUCUUCCUUCGGAAGGAGUUCCAGCAACUGAUGUAGCGAAAAGAAUGAAAUCCGAGUACCAGAAGUGCACUGAGUGUGACACCCCGGUUUGCCUCAGCGAAAUGAGAGCACACAUAAGAUCUUGUGAGAAGUAUAUAGAUAAGUAUGGACCGCUGCAGGAACUUGGGGAGACCACAACCAGGUGUGUGUGUCCAUUUUGUCAGAGGGAGUUGGAAGAAGAGAGCUUGCUGGAUCACUGUAUUACUCAUCACAGAUCAGAAAGGAGGUCUGUGUUCUGUCCACUUUGCCGUUUACUACCUAAUGAGAAUCCAGGCAGCUUUAAUGGCAGUUUAAUAAGACAUCUGCAAGUCAAUCACACUUUGUUUUAUGAUGAUUUCAUAGAUUUUAAUAUAAUUGAAGAAGCUCUUAUCCGAAGGGUCUUAGACCGGUCACUUCUGGAAUAUGUGAAUCAUUCAAACACCACAUAAUUUUAUUAAAAGGAAAGAGAAGGAGACCAUACACUUGCACCAUUUGUUAAGAUGCUGCUUGAACAAGUGGAGGGGAAUUGUCAAUGUUCGAUGGGUGAAAAUGUACAACACAGUUACACGUUUGUCCAUGGUUCUUGUUAUAUUUCGUUUUAAAACUGCUUUCAUUUUGAUGGCUUAAAUCUGUUUUUACAUUCUUGAGUUUUUUAGAAACUUAACAGAAAGUAGUCUCCAUCAGCCAUUAGUAUAUGGAAGAGAACAUAAGGCAGGAUAUGUGGGUGAAAGGUCUUUAUUUGCAAAUUGAAUGAUACUGUGUGUAAUGUUAUAUGUUAAUAUCUGCUAUCAUGGUUGAGCAAGAUAACUAAUCUUUGUUCUUUGUAAAAAGAUGGAGAAUAAAACCAAGUGUGGACAUUCAAGGAAAUACAAAAUCUGUUCUAGUGCACAUCUAAUCUCUAAUAGGAUAAUAUAAGUAGCCUUAUAUUAGAGUAGAUAAGGAAAAUUUUGGAAGUCAACAAAGUCCACUUAACCACAUUGUAAAACAUAAUACUGUAACAAAAUAAAUUUUGUGUUAGGAAUGUAUACUUAAUUCUUUGAAUUUUAUAACUAUGCACAGUAAGAAUCUAAUACUAUAUUUUUCAAAUAUUUGUAGCUUAUUAUUUAGAACUAUUUCUACAAGGUAGGCAGUUUCUUAAGAACCUGAUAUUUAUAGUAGAAGUGUUCACAUCCAUACUUUUUAGUGGAAAACCCUAAGGGCUUUGAUUUUUUUUACUUCUUUUCCUUUAGAAAAAAUACAAAAUAUAAAUACUGAAAACCAAACAAAAUGUAGCUUUUUACAUCAUUAUAAGGAAACACUGUUUUAGAACUCUGACAGCGACUCGGUUAUCCUCUGUGUGUCCAGUCACAUUUAUCAACCAUCUUCCCAAAUUCCACAGAAGUAACCACUACAGUGAUACCCAUUGUAAUCACCUCCUUGCAUUUCUUUAUUAUUACCCAAGUGUGUAUCUUUGCACACUAUAUUUUAAUCUUAAUCUAUUUAAAAUUGUUUUAUUGGCUACAUCUCUUAUAUCUUUUUAACCUAUAGGUUCUCCCUUCUUUCUUUUCCUUAGAAUUUACUGAAGAACUUCAUCUCAUGACCUAUAGAGUUUCCCACAAUCUGUAUUUUUGCUGUAUUUUGCUGACUACUCAGCAUGUUCCUCUUUCCUCUGGAUGUUGACACGUGGAUCUAGAUGUUUGAAUAGACUCAGGUUCAGUCCUUUUUGGCAAGACUAUAGGUUAAGGUGUGUUCUUUCGCCAGAGGGUACAUAAUGUCUGGUUCUCUCUAUUUGUGAUGUCUGCUGAAGUUGAUACUCAGUGUCUAGAUCCACUCACUGAUUUAUUGUGAGUUGGAGGAUAUUCUAAUUCUAUCAUCUCUCUUUCAUUUAUUAGUUAGAACAUUUUUAUAAAGAGAUGUUUCCCCACAUCCACUAUUUGGUUUACCACUGGUCAAGUUUGUAUAAGAAAGGGAAACUAAAUAUUUGUAUUUUCCUCUCAUUUACUAAUUUUCAAGAUAAUAAACUUGUUUCCAAUUACCUUCCAGAGAUCACUUUUUUUUCAGUGUUACGAACUCAUGGCUUCAAACGUAUUUGAUAGGCUUCAACCCAUUUCAAAUAUUACCUUAUUUAAGUUCAAAUUGUCCCCAUCUUUUGCCAUUGGGAGCCUUACCAAGUUGCCUCUGAGUCAUUUUGACACUACACUAACUGUCUUUAUUACCUUCCUUGCUAUCUGGAAGACAAGAUAUUCCAGGCUCAACUUGGUGUGUUUCCUGCCCCAGACAUGGAAUGAGCCAUUUCUCUAAGAAGCCUGGUUACUUUCAGUAAGAAAUGGUAUUUCAAAACCAUAAUCAGGGCUCUGAGAAUGCUCAUUGCUGUUAGAUUGGCCACUGUUUCUAGGAGAGUGCUAGGAAAUCUCUAUUUUUUAGUACAAUAAAACACGUGAGUUUAUUGUGAAACUUCCAAAUCAAAUUGAGUACUACACAGUUUUUCUUAAUGCUUCUAAUACAACUGUAUUUCCAUUUUCUAUACUGAGAAUCCUGGUUUUCAAGGAUCUAUAUAGGGCAUGAUAGAGUUAGAAUAUCCCACAAUUACUCAUUUCCUUUACUUACCUUACACAUGCAGCAGCCUCAGAAUAACAAUGCUAAUACAAUCACCACCAAUUUGAUAACUGAAACAAUUAAAAUUUUUCCAUUUGCCUUUCCCAUUCUCUGUUUUCAGAAGUCAUACAAUGUCAGCAUUUCCAGAACAUACUGGUAUUACAUACUAUACUCUCUCCCUUCUAACCCCUAUUUAGUCUUAGUUCUUCGAGUAACUGUAUAGUCAGUGCUUGCUACUAGUGAUUAUCUGAUGGCUCUAUUUCUCAUGUCUGGCUCUUUAAUGACACAUCCAGGAUGCAGAAUGACGUCUCUGUAGUGUAAGCAAGCAAAGGAAGCUAUGAAGACUAGUGAUAACAACUGAGGAUAAAAUACUUGGCCGUAGUUAGCUUUUUAAUUGUCAUCAUUUAUGGACUUAGUUCCUUACACAUAAAUAUAGUCAUAGUCACGGUGCCCCUAAUUUUUUAUAAUAAAUUAUCCUUUCCUUCUUUAAAGACUUGAUUACUAUUCUGCCAUCCACUGUGAAGUAUUUAGAAAAAGGUAAACCCAGAUGAAAUCUGAAGAACCUUAUUCCCUGCCUUUUAGAUACUGGUUUCAAGCUUGCUUUUCACAGCUGCAGACAAGUAAAAACAGAUUUUUAGUUUUACAAGCUCUUGUCCUGCAAUUUGGAUGGGUUAUCCAAUAAAGCAAAACCCGCUGGACAAGUGCAAAAAGAGAGGAAUUUUUCAGAGAUAAUCAGAUUGAAAAUCUAAUCCCUAAAAAAUAAAACAAUGUAUUUCUGAGUUUGAGUACUGACUAUCCAGAAAAUAAGUCUUCGUUAGUUCAGAGCUACACAAAAGGCAUUCUUAAAUCUGUAAAACUUGAAAAAACUUUGAAACUUUAAAACCUGGCUUUUAAGUAAAGCUUGAAAAAGUCAUCUACCACUAUUAACCUCAGUGCAGCAAAUCCGCAGCCUCUCCCUGGAUUCCUCUUAGGAUAAUUUUGCCACCUACAGGACAAAUGAGGUGCUGGCCACCUGAAUUAUUUUGCCUUCUGAAUUAUUUUGAGUUCUAAAAUGGUGAAGUGCAAAUAUUCAUUGUUUCACUGUGCCUUUAACCUUUUAUAAAAAGGAAUUUAUAAUUAAUUGUUUUAAAAAGGGAAAACCACAGACCAAACCAUCAUACUGUACACCUUAAACCUUAUACACUGAUCUGUGUCAAUUAUUUCUCAAUAAAGGGGAGGGGGAUGAAAACCAAUAUUUGAAGCUGUUGACUACUAACAAAAAAGUUUCACUCAUUUUCUUUAUAGCACCUCAAGAUGCAUUUUUUUCAAGGCCUUAUAAAGGGAAAAACUGAUUCACAUGUUACUCUUUAAAAGCUAAAGUCUUCUAACCCAAUAAAAACCUACAGAGAUUUUCUUCAUGUGUUUUUUCCUCAAGUUUCUAAAAUGUAGGUUGAAAAAAUUGGAUAGUGCCUCUAUGAUAAACAGAGCUUCAGAUCAGAUCUCCUAAGAGAUCCUUUGUUGCUUCAUUUCUUUUCCUGGUGCUAGGUGUCUUUCAUUUUGAAGUGAGCUUACUCCAGCUAUGGAAAGUUUAUGAUAUCAUCAUGUGUACCUUUGAACAUUGAAGUUAUUUUAAAAAGUCACUAAGAGAUUUGUUCUUUUAUUAUUCAGUUGCAACAACAAAUCUGUGUAAUGAUCAGAAUUUAAAAUGUAUAAUUCUUUUCCUUCUGUAAAUACGUAGUAUUGUUAGAAAUAAAGAAUGGCAGGACCAUUGCUUUCAUUCAAA
Mustela erminea (ermine) is the source of this 4717-nucleotide messenger RNA. It is a transcript of the gene RNF125, whose product is annotated as ring finger protein 125. The record is from RefSeq and is a predicted model, not a curated record. Gene Ontology annotation, molecular function: ubiquitin protein ligase activity. The coding region runs from base 132 to 830 and encodes 232 amino acids. The transcript has 6 exons. NCBI's taxonomy places the organism in Eukaryota, Metazoa, Chordata, Mammalia, Carnivora, Mustelidae. Gene Ontology annotation, biological process: protein polyubiquitination; ubiquitin-dependent protein catabolic process.